AUGCCUCCGCGAAAGAGGGCAAAGGCCAGUGCGGCCUCUACGCCGCUCGCCGAGAUGCAGCCCAAGACACCGCAGGACCCAGGCGCGGCUUCACAAUCGCAGGAUCACGACCUGCUCCAUGACCCUUGGGCCGAUGACCAGGAGACGCAGCUGUUCAAGAGCAUGAUGAAGUGGAAGCCCACGGGCAUACACAAGCACUUCCGCAUGAUCUCAAUACACAAUGAUAUGCGCUCGCACGGAUUCGCGACAGACGAUGCCCCGCACACGCGCAUACCCGGUAUCUGGCGCAAGCUACACCAGCUAUACGACCUCCGGGCCCUCGACGAGCGCGAGAAUGCGUACGCGUUCAGCGAAGACCCCGAUCCGCUAGACCGUGGUGAGGCUGUCAACAUGCCCGAGUUCGAGCUACCGGAAGACGAAUUCGGCGAGAUGAUGUGGCAAAGACGUUUCCACGGCCCUGAAUCCGUGGCAGCUUCGUCCCCACCAACGAUGCCCACCGAGGACGACAGGGCGCUAUAUCAGCCGGGCCUUGGUCUGCUGAAGGAUCUACCAGAUGGGGUGAGAUCACAGAAAGCGGAAAGCGUGAAGGAGGCCACCCCGACGCCGAAGAACACAAAAAACACGCGGGCGAGCCGCGCCGCUACGAAGAGCGGAAAGGGGACCAAAGGACAGGCUGCUAGGAAUGCAAAGGCGCAAUCAGCAGUAUCAGAUUCUGCAGAGGAAGAAGAGGAAGAGGAAGAGGAGGGAGAAUCUAGCGCGGAGUCGGAAGAAGAUCCUGCACCAACCACGAGGAGGACGAACCGGAGCGGAGGAAGAACGCGGCCGGCACCAAAACGGACAAGGAAGAGAUGA
Messenger RNA from Trematosphaeria pertusa, 852 nucleotides. RefSeq names its product CT20-domain-containing protein. The transcript has 2 exons. Bases 1 to 852 code for a protein of 283 amino acids. Lineage: Eukaryota; Fungi; Ascomycota; Dothideomycetes; Pleosporales; Trematosphaeriaceae. Gene Ontology annotation, cellular component: nucleus; NuA4 histone acetyltransferase complex. The record is from RefSeq and is a predicted model, not a curated record. Gene Ontology annotation, biological process: regulation of transcription by RNA polymerase II.